Messenger RNA from Naegleria gruberi, 4605 nucleotides. RefSeq lists its product as uncharacterized. The transcript has a single exon. The record is from RefSeq and is a predicted model, not a curated record. Lineage: Eukaryota; Heterolobosea; Eutetramitea; Acrasida; Naegleriidae. Bases 1 to 4605 code for a protein of 1534 amino acids.
AUGAAAGUAGAAUCAAAAGAGAGUCCUUUCGAAAACGGCAUUCGUUGUGUUUUGCAAGAUCUUGAUAAAAUAUUUAUCAAUGUUCAAGAUCAAGAGGCGGCCAAGUCAAUUCAAGAACGCCUUAAAGUCAUGACUGAAAAGUACAAGAAGAACAUCCUGUUUGAAUUGCUUCAAAAGAAGCUAUUUUACAUGGGAGUUUAUCAUCAUCAAGAGGUUUCUGUAAACUUGUUUAACCUAAAGAAAAGUAAUAUUGAAAAGAUGGUCACUAACUUUAGAAAGAAUGGUGUGGAAGGGGUCAUAACUAACUUGAUUUCUCAACUUUAUAUCAAAUUAGAGGAAAAUACAUUUGGAAAUUUGAUCAGAAAGGUUAUUGGGUUUUUAGGUACCACAAUUUAUGAUGGAAAUGAACAGGCAAUAAUUAUUAAAAUCAUUAGAGAGAAAGUUCAUUUGGAAAUAUUUGAAGAUGAAGAAGAAGAUUAUGUUGAAUUUAAGAGAGUUGUACAAAGAAAAAAGCUUGAAAAAUCCAUGAUCAUAUUUGAUGAUUCACAAAAGGAAAUUUAUUGGACCAAAGAAUCUUUUGAAGAGUUUGUCCAACAAGUCAAAAAGUAUCAACAGCAUGAAUGUCUUGCCUUGUCAGUUGAGUUAAUUGGAAAAAUCAGAGAAAAGCAAACAAACCUUAUUAUUGAUGUCAACUCUAUUUAUCAAGAAGAUUUGGAAGCUAUCCCCCUUAAUGUAAGAAGAAAGAUUGAAAAGAUGCAGAGUGAAAUUGGUUCAGCUAGAUCACUUUUUUCACAAGGAUUCAACACUAAUUUAUUCCAUUUCAUUUUGGAAUUUAUUCAAAAUGCUGAUGAUAGUGAAUAUCUACAAGGUGGUAUUUUAGAAUUUGAUUUUGAUGAGAGUAGAAAGGUUUUGAAAAUCAAGAGUAAUGAAUGUGGAUUUACCUAUGAUAAUUUAUACUCUCUAUCUGGUAUUGCUGACUCUGAUAAGGUUUCCAAAAAAUUAGAAACACUAGCAAUUGGAGAGAAAGGAAUUGGUUUUAAAACUAUUUUUUCAGUCUGUAAAAAAGUUCAUUUGGUAUCAAAUGGAUUUGAUGUUUUUCUAACCUCAACAGACUUGACAAAAAAAGAAAACCAAGAAUUCAACCUCUCUGAUGGUACUUUAUACGAAAUUGAAAUUGAAAAAUUUGAUCAUUCAAUAUUUGACAAGUACACUCUUCUCACAUUGAAGAAUAUCAAGACAAUUAUUUUCAAAGAUGGAUUGAAUACCACCAAGUACUCAUUGACAUGCAAGGAUAAUGAAUAUUUACUUUCUACUACAUUCAAGUCAAAAACAACCACAGAAAAAUUCUAUGGUUUCUCAAUUGAGAAUGGUAUUAAUAUGAAGAACAUAUUGUGUGAAAAAAGACCAAACUUUCAUAGAGCUGAUCUUAUGGUAUUUUUUCCAGAAGAAUGGAAAGUAGAUAAAAGGUACAAACUACACUCAUUUCUACCUGUUAAAGAAGAUUACAAUCUCCCACUUUUGAUACAAUCAGAUUUUAUUUUGAGUCAAAAUAGAGAAGCACUGCUUGAAUCUUCAGAUUGGAACAUUUCUAUUAUUGAUCAUAUUCCUCAAUUGUUAGUUAAGGCAUUCAAUACCAUGAAAAACAUUAAUAAUUGGAAGUAUGAUUUUUUCAAAGUUUUACAAGUUGAAUCUAAAUUACAUUUCAGCAAUGUACAAUUUAAAACAAUUAAUCUAUUACAAAAUAUUGAUUGUAUUCCUUUAUUGGGAGGUCAAACUAAAUAUUUUGAAAAACCCUCCAAUAUUAUAUUAAUGGGUAAUUCACCUAUCAAUCCUUAUGAAGCAUUUGGAAUUGAAACAACUUUUAUUAUUUUAAACAAGGAAUGUAUUGACACGAAAUUUGAAAAUGAAAAGCUAAUGUUCAAACAAUGGGAUAAACUUUUUACAAAGUUUGAGAAACAACAUGUUGUUAAUCUAGCUAAAAACCUUCCAUACAAUUUGAAAUUUGAUAAGAUUGUACAAUUAUACAAAUUAUUUAAACACUUUAAUAUUGGUGUCAAGUCUUUGGAUUUUGAAAUUGUACCAACAAGACUUCAGAAACUUGUAAAACCAUCCGAAAACAUUUUGGAUUGCGAUUUAUCUAAAAGCAGUCUUUUACUUCUUGAAAAAGCUUCCAAUCACUGUCUUGAUACAUCCUUAAAAGAUUACAAACACUUAAUAUCUACCACUCAACAUAUCCAAAAUCUACAUGUAUUAUCAAACGAAGAAUUGUUUGUUCUCUUUCAUGAAAGAAAGACAUUAGUAAGCCCAAUUUGCUUGACACGAGAUGGAGAGUGGCUGCACCCAAAUCAAUGUUAUAUCCAUUCAAAACAUACAUCAUAUUUGGAAAAAGCCAAGUUUGUAGAUUUGGAAAGUCUUGUACAAAUAUUAUACAAGCAAAAGCAUGAAAUAUACAGCACUGACAACAUAUCGAAUAUUUUGAUAGAGUUGGGAACAAAAACAGUUCCCACUCUUUUUAGACAGCAAUCAUAUUCGUAUAAUUAUGAAGAAACAUUAGAAUUUAAGGAGCUCAGAAAACAAUACCAAACUUUAGAGAGCUUGAUAGAAUAUUUCGACAAUAAUUUUUCAUUAUUCCAGAACCAAAUCAAUGGUAUUCACAAUUUCUUGAACAAGAAUAUUCAAAAUCUUUAUGAUCCCGAUCUACGUAAGAUUUUCAGUGAUACCAUUGAUUAUUUACCUUAUAUCAAGAACGCCAAGUUGAAAGAAGGAUUGAGAGCAAAAAAAGAAGAUCUACAAGCUUACCAAAAUUUAAUCAUGAAAACAAAAAGUGUGUCAUCUAUUGUACAUGGUUUAAAAUCACAAUUUUCCACACACAUUCAAAAGUUACUCAAAACACAACCACUACUAAUAACCACAAAUGGUGAAUUCGUUGUUUUAGAUAACAAUCUAUUCUACUCCAUGGAUGCAAAGCUUCAAAAGUACAGACCUGAGUGGAAAGAAAUACACAACAGCUACAAAUAUGGUGAGAUUAACUCCAUCCUCAAUACCCUUUCCACAAGUCAUUAUGAAACUAUUUUGCUUGAUGAAAAUCCAACAAAAAGCGACCAACAAUAUUUCAUAGAAGCUAUUAUCAAUACACGAAGGAGUUCUACUUCAACAGCCAUUGUUUCUUUAAGUGGAAUUUAUGUAACUGCUAACAAUGACAAGAAGAUACCGCUUUCCAAAAUGUAUUGGGAUCUUUCAAUGCGAGAAGUAUUCCCUAUUGAAGUUAACGAAUUACUUUUAUAUAAUUACUUUCCUAAUAGUACUAUUAUUAAGAAUGUAAUUCAAUCAAAUGAUAUCAAAACACUUCCAGAUCUUUGUCAAAUCCUCAAGACGCACUUGAACAGUAUUGUAGUGAACGACAUUUCAAAAUUAAGCAACAAAGAACUAUCCCAAUUAGAAGUGCUUGUUUCUGAAGGUUUUAGUUUUUCACUUCCAUCUUCCAUGAUUUGGGAUUUAUUAGAGUUGAAAGAUAUUCCAUUCUUUAGGGAACUUGAUCUAUCCAGGAGGUUUGGUAAAUUGUCAAAUCUUGUGAAAUACAAAGACAAUAACAAGGAAAGAGUUGUACCUGAGGAGAAGAUUAGAGAAUUCCUCUUGUCUGAUAAUAUCACCGAUGAUCAAUUUCUUAAUGUUUGGAAAUAUUGUAAGAGAACUUGUUACAAACAGAAAAUGCUCAAGUUUAUUUAUGAUAAUGGGUUGAUUGUUUGCCACAAUAGAAAACACAAGAAAACAGAAUUAUUCAAGAUACUGAGCCCUGAAUUAAUGGUUGAUUUUCCUGCUUUGAAUUUAUUACAAGUCGAUAAUAAGUAUAAUGAUUUUGAUAUUUCUCAAGAAAUUCCAUUCCACAUUAUUUGUAAAGAAAUUGAAAAGCUCGAGAAGGAUACUGAUAAUGCUGACAACAAAUGUUUAGUUUUAUACAAAGAGAUCAAUCGCCAAAUCAAGAAUGAUAGACUUGACAGAGCCUUUUGUAAUAACUACAAGAUCUUUAGAAGUGAUAAGGGAAUACAUUUUUCAGAAGCAAUUUAUUAUUGUGAUAAUGAGGAAAGUUACAAACAAUUACAAAAUGUUGUUGAUUGUUUAUUUGUUAGAAAUGUAACAGAAUUAUCACACUUUCUCCAAUUUUUUAAAAUUAAACCAUUGAGUGAUACGAUUUCUUACAAGCAUCCAAAGACUACACCAUCCACUACAGAUUGUGAUAAUAUUUUGAAGAAAUUUAAGGUAAUGGUUCAAAAUAUCAAUAAGUAUCUAUCUCGUCAAGGUUUCACUCCAAAAGAAAUGGAUCUUCAAAUAGUUCAAAGCUUGUCAGUCACAGCAAUUAUAGGAAAUGGAAAUUCAUGUGAAAUAUCCAGAGAUAUCCAUUCAGAUAUUGAAAAUGAAGUAAUCUAUGUUAUGGAAACAAACUUUGAAAAAGCUAUUUUCCAAGACAAACGAUUCAUUGAUUCCUUCCUACUUUUCUAUCCUCAACUCGCAGAGCAUUUGCAUCAUGUUUUAAAGUUGUUGAUUGUUUCUCAUGGUACUACACAAGAUGACACUAUUGAUGUUGUAAUGUCUCUCAUCCUUUCUUAA